Molecule: messenger RNA, 3851 nt
Organism: Paramecium sonneborni
Lineage: Eukaryota; Ciliophora; Oligohymenophorea; Peniculida; Parameciidae
Source: the annotation of a GenBank genome assembly
AUGCCAAAUUUCAUUUUUCCUUUACUUUAUAGGAAUAAGACACUUUACAAUCAUGUAGUUCAGACAAUGCUUGUGAAUGAUGAUAAUGUAGUGACUGGUGGCUAACAUGGAGAAUUAGUAAUUUGGUAAAAGAAUCUAAAUCCAAAAAUUGUGAUUUACCCUAAUCUUUCAAAUGCUUAUGGAAAAUUAUUAACAUUAAAUAUAGUUCGAAUUCCUUUUCUUAACAUUUUAGAUAGAGCAGAAUAAUGUAUACUAGCAAUUCAUGAAGAUAAGAGAAUAAGAAUAUUUGAUUGUCAUGAUGGACGUUGUGUUGGAAUAUCAGCAUAUGAUAGUACAGGAUCAGUAUUAUACUGUAUUCCUUUGAGUUCCAAUAAUUGUAGGUUUUUAAUGUUGGGAAUGUAAAAUGGUUUGAGUCUUUUUGAUCUUUGGAAAAUGAGAAGUGUAAAAUAAUAUGAAUUACAAUUACGUUCAUUUUGUCAAGUUGAUAAUGAUACUGUUUGUAUUUUCGACUAAGAAAAUAUAUUACAUCUUAUUAAUUUAUCAUCUCUUAACAAUUAAAGAUACUUGAAUUAUAAGGAAUACAAAAAAUAUAAAGAAUAAAUCAAAUUAGAUUUUAAAGAGCUUAAAUUAUGUGAUUAAUUAAAAAAACUUAAAAUAGAGGGAAUUUAGAGUAAUCGAAUUAGACACAUGAGUUUUAAUUAAGAUUUUUAACAUUUGACUAUCUUAAUGCAUCGUUAAGUAUACUUGAUUUUUGAAAUAUAUGAAAAACCAUGGAUUUUAUGUGUGAGUUAAUCAAAAAACAAUUAAAAGUUUACUAAAGUAUAUUAUUCUAAGCAAUUCUUUUACAUAACGACUAGAAAUGGAAGUGUACUUGGUUUAGAAUAUAAGGAUAUAAUAUAUUUAUUGUCAAUUUUAAAAGAUUAAUCUGAUUUUGUUUAUGGUUUUAAAGAGUUUUAAUUUACAAAGAUUGCAGGUUCUUAAUUUAGCAGAUUAUAAGUCAAUUUUUAAGAAUUGAUAUCUGGUUCUGAAAAUAAGAAAGAAGUUAAUGGGAUUUUUAUUUUUAAGAAUUUAGUAUACCAAUAUAAAAAUUAAUGUUUAAAUCAAUAUAAUUUAAAUGAUGUGACAUUAGAUAUGUCAUUAAUUCGUAUUAAUUAAGAAGAUUCAGAUAUAAAAUUUAACGGAUUUAAAUGGUCAUUUAAUACAUUUUCUGAUUUAAUUAAGAUUCAAACAUUAAAAUAAGGAUGCAAAUAGAUUGGAGAAUAUUAUUUUAAAUAAUCUUACAAUGAUGAUUUAAUUUGGAAUUUGAGGUAAAUGACUUCAUAAUCAUUUUAAAUUAAAUAUUUACCGUAUGUAAAGAUUGAGACAUAAAUAGCAAGUGCAUUUAUGAGUGUAAAUGAGGAAAGUUAGAUUUAUUGGUUUGGUUGUAAUAAUGGUAUCAUUUAUGGAUUUCCAACUAUUUAUAGCAGUAAAUCCUAUUUUAUUUACAGGAUAAAGAUGGAUAUGAAGGCAGUGAAAUUUAUAUAUUAGAAAGGAAAGUAUUUAAUUGGUAGUUCUGAAAGUGGAUAGUUUAUAAUAAUGGAAUACAGUUUGGUGUUAAAUGAGAAAAUUGGUGAAUAGGAAGUAGAAUUUAUAGAUUUAGAGCCAAAUUAGAGAAUAUACUUUCCAAGUUAUGCAAAGAAGGCUAUAAGAAUUCAUAAAUUGGAGAAUGAAUCAUAUGAAGACAUAUAAGGAAAUAAUUAAUAAUAGAAAUUCUAAAAGAUUGCUAUUUUAAUGGAGAAUAAUGUUAUAUUAAUAAUAAAUUUAUAAGAUGGUGUAGUGUAGUUGAAAUUACAUGGUAUUAAUUAAUAGGUUUAAGGGUUAUAUUAUGAAGAUUAAGGAGAUUAAUGGUUUGUAGUUGUACAAGGUGGAGAAUCAUUGGUAUUUGAUUAUAAGGGUAGAUAUUUAAGAACUUUAAUGAUAGAGUAAUAUCAUACGUUAUUUUAAGUGGAGAAGAAAUUGAAUAAGGUGAAGGAAAAGAUGAUUGGUCAUCAUUAUUUAAGUGAUUUUAAACGAGAAUUCAAUAAAUCCAUAAGUAAAGUUUAUAGAUUGUUGGAGUUUCAAUAAAGGAAUAAUUAUAUUAAAAUGUAAUCACCUUAUCCAAGUUUAUAUGAAGUAGGUGGUUAAUUUAAAUAAUGGUAAUUUGAAGCUGAAUAAGCAUCAAAAAUGUUAUAUUUAAUAGAUCAUAAUUCAAUUAAAAAUAAUAUGAGAAUGUGUAAAUUUGUAGAAACAAGCAUAGGUGAAUUAGAAUGGUGGGAUUUAAAAAAAUAAGGAGAUUAAAAUAAUUAGAAUAGAUUGUUUUCUAUGCUUCAUCCUUGGAAUGCAGAUAUUCAAUUAAGUACAUAAUUAGAGUCGAUAUUGAAGAAUAAGAAACCAACCUUCUCACCUUUAGUUGGUAUAUAAUCAAUGGGUUUUUGUGUUAGUUUUUCAUUUUCUAAAGGAUGGGAUGUUUCAUCUUAUUUUACUACCUAAAGAGCUAUGUCAUUAAUGCAUUAUUAUCUAUCUUAUUUAUCUAAAGAGGCUCCGUUAUUUAAUCAAUUAAUGAUUCAAACUGUUGAAUUACUCACCAAAAAAAAAUAGAUACUUGAUAUAAAUUUUAAAUCUAUGGAUUUAUUCUUGUUGGCUUAAUAUACUAUUGAUGAAUCCAACGAAGUCAUGAAUGCCGCAUGUAAUUUAAUACUGUCAUAAAUUAGAAAAUCUGAUUAAGAUAUGCAAGAAUAUCAUAUAUUAAUUAGAGAACUUCUUGAUUUAAAUAAGGAGUAAUAAGGACACUCUUUCUCCAAUGUUGAGGUCAUAUUACUUAUAUUAGAAUCCUAUUUAGCAGGAAUGUGUUAACAUCUCUAAUAAAAUGAGGAUUAAAAAAGAAGAGUUAUUUAAGGAUUGCAUCUUAAAAAUUGUAUUGUAAAUCCUCAUCUUUGUGCACCUCUUCUUAAAGUCUUUAUUGAUGUCUAAUAACAUUUUAGGAAUUCCUACAAUCCAUCUGAUAUUUUUAAGAAUCUAUUCUUCAUCUUUUUUCAAUAUAAUACUGUUAUAGAUUAUUCAGAAAUACUUACAUAAAGUGCUUAACAAAUCCAGUUAAUCAAUUUAUUAAAAGAAAUCAGUAAAUAAUCAGAUGAUAUGAAAAAAAGAAUGAGAUAACUCACUGUCAAAAGUAUUAUUUAAGUUGCUAUUUCAGCUCCUGCUGAUUUUACUAAAAUUUUAAAUAAAGAUAUUUAGAAUCUAGAAACUCAUUUAUUGUAUCCUUCUUCAAUUAUUGAAAUCAUACGUAAUUACAUUAAAUCUUAACAUAAUAAUAUCCAUAAAUAAUUACCAUUCCUAAUGGAUAUUAUACUCAAAAGUCUGGAUCCAAAUAAUCCCAAUCUACGUAAAGUUUGUCAUAGAUCUGCUACAUAUGCUUUGUAAACUAUUUGUAAAACCUUUAAAUGUAUUUGUUUCCAUCAAUAAACUUAAAAAAUUGCUAUUGGAGAUACUCAAAUCUUAAUAUAUGAUUUGAGAACUGCUGUCAAAUGGAGAGUCUUAGAUGGACAUAAUGGUUAAGUUAAUUGUCUAGAGUUUGAUCACACAGGCAAAUAGUUAGCUAGUUUUAGUAAUACUGAUUGGAAAAUCAAAAUUUGGAAGGUUGGAUCUACAGGGUAUGGAGAUUAACCUAUCUAUUUAGAUUCUUUGGAGCCAUCAUAGGUAUACAAGGAAAACCAAUCAAAGAUAUUUCUGUUAAAUAAUAACCUUUAGAUCAUCCUUUAAUCUAAUGGUCUUAAGAUGAUAGUAGAGUAUUCUUAAUUUCAAAUGGAUAAACCAUUCUAUCAUGUCAAAUAUGA